GGUGUUCCGUUCAGUGCAAGAGGUGUGUCGCGUUUUUAUUUGUGAUAAAAUACGUAAAACAAUGAAGCGAUAUUUGUUGGAUUUAAGUGAACUGUUUACAGACCAUAGAAAAAAAGCUUACAUCGGUUAUCAUGCUGCGUGGACCACGGUGGGAUGCGUGAUACGCACCAUACGAAACACAUUCAACAUACAGUCGGACAUCUACAUCUGCAGCGAGGAUGGAAUAUUCUAUCCUGCCUGUGAAAGUGUAGAGCUAAUAUGCGAAGAAAAGUCUAUCAAGGUACUGCCAACGCAAAACGUACAGAAGGAAAAGAUAGUAUCAGACGACGAACCUCCUAACCGACGCGUGGCAAAUACUAAGCAAGAAAGUAACGUCUACGAAGACAUAGAAUCAAUGCUCUUGAGUCUUCCCACGCCUAAGCGUCAUCGUGUGCGAAAGCGUAAAGUUAAUCAAGUUGCAAGCAAAGAGUCCCUACCGCGAAUGGAAAAAAGAGUACAACAAACUCCUACAGUUACCAGGCAGAACGGCCACAUUCGAUUUCCUCUUGAAGAGCCACAUUUGAGUGACAGUAGUAAAUUAACGCCCGAACCAGAACGUCCGUACAGGAAUCUGAACCGUGAAAUAAAGGCAAGAGUUGUACGGGCUGUAUCCCCAUCGGCACUUAUCAAACAGUCAUCUGAACCACCAACAAUUGGUGGUGGAACUGACACGAGUGAACCGAUCAAAUGCAUCACAAAACCCAAUAUAAAACCAAGAAUUGUUCGAGCGAUACCCUGUACCGUUGAAAUAAAACAGGAACUACUUAACGCUGGCGCUAUGGAAACAAAUGUUGCGUUUGGGCAGGAAACGUUGCUCCAAUCGUAUCAACCGCAAACAGUAGAAGAAGACUCGAAUGUAAUCGCAAUCGACUAUCCAACACCUGUUAACGGUGAAGAGGCCACUCAUGACACCGCUGUACCGGCAGUAUGAAGGUAGUGGUUCAAGUGUUAUGUGUUUAACAUUACCAUCUGUUGCUGCAGCAUAUUCACUGAGGAAUAAGAAUGCAUUUCAAAUGUUUCCUACCUUCUGUUGGCUAAUUGGAGAAUAAAUAUCAGAAAACAGGUACUUGAACAUUAAAUAUUGGACACAGAAUCCAAACGUUAUGUAGGGUUUUGGUGUAAAAAAAAUGAAUAGAUUCGUGCAUAUUAUUUCCAUUGGCCAAAGAAUUUAUUGAAGCACGAUGCUAUACUAUUCUUGUGUUGUAAUAGAAGUUAUUAUUACAAAACAAAAAAUUGAUUUUAAAACUCGAGCAGUCGUCAGCUAGGAAGACAAUUUUCUGUAUAUUCCCCUCCAUUAAAGAAUACUAUACAACAAUACCAU
Messenger RNA from Anopheles moucheti, 1360 nucleotides. RefSeq lists its product as uncharacterized. The transcript is spliced from 2 exons. NCBI's taxonomy places the organism in Eukaryota, Metazoa, Arthropoda, Insecta, Diptera, Culicidae. Bases 62 to 970 code for a protein of 302 amino acids. The record is from RefSeq and is a predicted model, not a curated record.